UAUGUUUUUUCUUUUGUUUGAUUUUUAAGUAUUUAUGUUUUCUCUUUAGCUCAAUCAAACAGUAACUUAAGUGCCUCAAUUGAUGUUACAUUUCAGACAUUUUUGUAAUGGCGGACAUUGCAUCACUAAUUCUUGAGAUCAUAAAGUGCAUAGCGACCCCAACCUGUCGCUGUGUAGAUUAUCACAGAAAAUUCAAACAAGAUGUGGAGGAUCUCAGAAAGAAAUUGGGAAUUCUAAAUGCCAUAAAAAAUGAUGUAGAAACACAACUCCAAGCAGAGGUUUCCUUGAAAAGACAAUGCAAAAAAGAAGUGGAGGAAUGGCUUCAAGAUGUGCGCAACAUCAAUUCUGAAAUUGAAGAUGUUGAACGAAGGGUGCACAAUGCUUCGUACUUGUCACGAGCUCGCAUCGGAAAACUUGUGCGUGAAAAAAUUAAAGCAAUGGAUGCAAUCCUUGAACGGGGCAGUUUUCCUCAAGGCUUGGUAGUUGAUAAGCCUCAAACUGCUUUGCCUUUACCAGUAGAUAAUCUAGAAGGUGAGAUUGCUGUGAAGAAAAAAAUUUGGGAAUACUUGACAAGCAAUGAGGUCCCAAUGAUUGGAGUUUGCGGUAUCGGGGGUGUUGGGAAGACCACUAUUAUGAAGCAUAUCCAUAAUGAAUUACUAUUGAGGGAGUCCACAUUUGAUAAGGUGAUCUGGGUAACUGUCUCACAUCCAUUCAAUGUUGUUAAAGUACAAAAUGAGAUUGCAAAAGGAAUGAAUGAAAGCCUCCCAGAGAAUGAGGAUGAGCAAAGGAGGGCUUCAACAUUGAUGCAGAUGAUAGGAAGAGUGAAAUAUGUGUUGAUAUUAGAUGAUGUGUGGCAAAGGUUUACUCUCAAUGAUGUUGGAAUCCCGAGUCCCACAAAGGAAAACGGUUGCAAAAUAGUUAUUACUAGUAGAAAGAUAAGGUGGGAAGGGACAUUCUACAAAAUCAAGAAUUGGGAGAAAUUUUGAAGCUUAUGCGUUUGGGCCAUCAGUAUGAAAAAGAAUAGGAUGGCAUCGUUUAUCUUCAUUCAUCAAGCUUGAGUUCUGGAAAUGGGCGAUAAGAGCAGCUUUUCCUUGAAUUCUAGCAUAUGCAAGCAAUGCCACUUUUUCACUGUUGAACUUUUCCCAUUUUUUGCCAUUAAAUGCCUGCAAAUUGG
Molecule: messenger RNA, 1174 nt
Organism: Rubroshorea leprosula
Lineage: Eukaryota; Viridiplantae; Streptophyta; Magnoliopsida; Malvales; Dipterocarpaceae
Source: the annotation of a GenBank genome assembly